This is a messenger RNA of Crotalus tigris (Tiger rattlesnake), 2948 nucleotides long. Its product is annotated as centrosomal protein of 72 kDa-like. The record is from RefSeq and is a predicted model, not a curated record. Gene Ontology annotation, molecular function: protein binding. Lineage: Eukaryota; Metazoa; Chordata; Lepidosauria; Squamata; Viperidae. Bases 1206 to 2552 code for a protein of 448 amino acids. The transcript is spliced from 12 exons.
UUUUGCUUUCAGGAGAAGAAGUGGCAGGAAACAUGUCUGCCAUUUCGAGAAUGGAGAAGGGAGAUGCAGGGUGAUGCAGGGCGGCAAGCAAGUGCUCUUCUUUGUUCUGCAUCACUGUGGAGUUGCUCUGCUUCCCGUUCUCCAUUUUCUCCAGUGGCGGCGACAGAAGGCUGGAGGAGAGAGGCGGCAGGGAGGCUUGUGCUGCCCGGUCACGGCGCAAGCCAUGGGAGAAUUGGUGGAGGAGAAGGAGCAGGUGGCUACCGCCAGGCAGGUGAUCUGUAGGGCAAAGCAUGAAGAAAGCCCCUGCAGCAGCACAUAGUGGCAGUGGAGCCUUUGAACGUCAUUCCCCUCCCACUCUGAAAGGUGGAGGGGGACCAGGCCUAUCAUGCCUAUCCUCCGUACAGUAGCAUGGCAGUCUGGCUCGGAAGGGGAGUGAAAGGGAGCAAGAAAUGGCCUGGCUGGAGCGGGGGGCUGAAGAAAGUGGGUGUGGAGCAUGUGGGGCAGCUCCACCCUUUCCCCCCACCUGUCUUGCCUCGUGGCGGCAGUGAUGCGAUUGCCGCUCAGCCUCCUGCCCCAUUGCAGCAGCCAGGUGGGACGCAGUGGGCGGGGACCUAAUUAGGGCUUAUUUUUGGAGUAGGGCUUAUAUUAGGUCCACCUCCCGAAAUCAGGAUAGGUCUUUUUUGGGGGGUGGGGCUUAUUUUCAGGGAAAUGUAUAUAAUCAAUGCUAGAAUGGAGUGGAAUUUGUUCUCUCUCUGUGUGUGUGAUUGUGUGGUUUGCCCUGUCAGUGUUGGAGGGAGUGUUCUUCCUGAUUGCUUAUUAGGCCAUUGUUUGAUUAUCUGAGUUAGUUGUACUUUGCCAUAAACAGCAUCCCAAUCAAGGAAUUAUGAUGUUACCUAAUUCAACUCUGAGCUACAAAUAUUCUCUAUUGAUAAUUCUUGCUUUUAAACACAUACACACACACACACACACACACACACACACACACACCACUGUACAGGUCUGAUUUCUCCCCUCCUUUUUAUAACUGCUGUCAAAAGUAAGUCAUUAUAUUAAAUUUCUAGCAAUGUUUUCAUUUCAGCUGAUGUCCGAUCAUUGUCUCUUCCUGGAACAUAUGAAAAGAUUACGCAUUUAGGAAACUCCCUGAAAAAAUUUGUUUAUCUGAAGUCUCUUGACCUCUCACGCAAUGCACUGACUACACUGGAGAAAUGCUACAACUUCACAGUUUAACUGCACUUCAAGUUUUGGAUUUCCGACUGAAUCCUGUUGUUAAAAAUGAAUCAGAUUAUCGCCUUUUUGUUAUACAUAUGCUUCCAAAUCUCAAACAGUUAGAUGAUAACCCUAUAAGAGAAAGUGACCAAAAAGCAUCUCUCUUGCAUUUUACCUCAGAUCACGCCUAUACAUUCAAGAAAUCUUCAGUUUUAGCAAGAAUUAAACCUAGCAGGUUUACUCAUCCAAGAGUUGAAUAUAUUAAUUCUAUGUCAAAAAAGUAUCUGGCAAUGGAUGAGGAUGAUGAAACAGCCUUACGUCUUAUAGCUAAAUGUGAAUGGGAUUUAAGAAAACAUGCAAAAAUAAGUGAAUCAUCUAAAAAGGAUCCUGAAGUAGACUUUCACAAUUUAAAAAGUAUUUAUGAAAUGAAAGAUAAUCCUAAGAAGUGGAAAUCAAAAUUCCCUUUUCCCCAAUUUUUCCUAUUACAAAAUAAAUGCUUAUUUCAGAACACCCUGUCAGAAGAUAGAAAUACACUGAAAGAGACAACAACUGAUAAAGGAGUGAAUGAAUCAUUACUUGUUUCACAGAAAAUGGCUGCACCAGUUCAGAAAGCAUCUGGAUUCAAAGAACAGAAGUUUAAUGGCAGAGGUACACUGCCUCAAGGAACACCCCAUCUGGUGAAUAAAAAUUUAUAUGAAGCAACACCCAUGCAGUGUUUACUUGACUUGGUUGACAAAUACUGGAAUGGCUCCAAAUCACUCCAUUACAAUGAGAUUUUUUUAGCUCAAGCAGAAAUGGUUUUGUCUGCAGUUCAGAAAUCUCUGCCAGCAGAUCAACAGAAACAUUAUUCCACAAAGAAUCAAGAGGUGAAUAAACUUCUCUUAGAAAAAGAAGCCUUACAACAGUGUCUAUUUCAACAAGAGAAACAAUACAGCACCUGGAUUAAAGGUCUAAAAUCAGAGUUGAGCAGAAAUAAGAAGGAUAUGGAUAUAUUGAAGCAACAUUUAGAUAAAUUAUUGAAAGAAAAAGAAGGUUUAAACAGUCAUAAAUUCAAAGUGGAAGAAAGCAUUCAGAUUUCAGAUACUGCUGAUACAGCAUCAUUACAGACUACUGAUUUUGAAGACCACAAUCAACUUUUAAUUGAUGAGAAUGCUUCUAUGAAGAAACAUCUCCAAAAUUUUAACAAGAUGCGAGAAAUAACAAACAUGUUACAGGAAAGCCAUAGGUGGAUUUGUCUUUUUAUUAGGGUCAGCUGUAUGUCAGAACCCCUCAAAUACCUAUUUAUUCAUUUCCCUUUAUUUCUUUCCUGCUUCUGCUUAUGUAUUCAUUUUUGGGGCCUGCCAUAAUGCUGGGAGGGUGCUUGCAUGGGGGGAAGAUGAUUUGCCUUGCUCUGCUCUGUAUGGGGUGCCCCCCCCUUGGUGAGAGGAAUAUGACAUGAAAACAUCUGCCUUAUUUCCAGACAAUGGAGCCUGGGACUGUUGGGAAAUGAAACAGAAAGAGACCUUGAGAAGGGUACUAAAUCUCCAGCUUUUCAUAAUACUGCGGCACCUAUGGAUUGGCUGAAUUUCAGUCGGAUGGUUGGACAUUGGGGGGAGGAGUUCUGAAUUAUCUUUUUGAUGUAGUCCUUUGCAUGCCAAAUCUUUAGACCUUGCUUUGCUUUCUAGCCAUCACUAACUCCCAAUAAAAGUUUCUUUUAAAACGAUGCCUGUUUCAAGAGUUCUGUUUUCUUGGGAGAUCUAAUU